This is a messenger RNA of Polypterus senegalus (gray bichir), 3628 nucleotides long. Its product is annotated as pyroglutamylated RF-amide peptide receptor-like. Bases 136 to 1419 code for a protein of 427 amino acids. Gene Ontology annotation, molecular function: neuropeptide Y receptor activity; peptide binding. Gene Ontology annotation, cellular component: membrane. Gene Ontology annotation, biological process: G protein-coupled receptor signaling pathway. The transcript is spliced from 6 exons. The record is from RefSeq and is a predicted model, not a curated record. Lineage: Eukaryota; Metazoa; Chordata; Cladistia; Polypteriformes; Polypteridae.
GCUGGAAUUUCAGCUUAUUGCUGGGUUUACUCUUAAAUGUUUAACUGAGUGAGAAACUUCAUAUCUGUGAUGUGCUCAGGAACAUAGAGGAAGGUCUCAGAAUUCUAAAGUUAGAGCAACUGUAAACUUGAAGAAAUGCAAGCUUUUAAUAUCACACCUGAGGAGUUCAAUCAGCUCCUAAAACUGAACAACUUAACACGGCAGCAGUUCAUUGAGCUCUACCAGCUUCAGCCUCUUAUUUACAUCCCACAGCUGCCAGCUCACAGCAAGGUGGUCUUUGUGACUAUAUGCUUGAUUAUAUUCCUAUUUGCACUUGUUGGGAACUUUCUGGUCUUGUAUGUGGUUACCAAAAGAAAAGCUAUGAGGACGGUCACUAACAUUUUCAUCUGUUCUUUGGCUCUGAGUGACUUGCUGAUUGCUUUUUUUUGCAUUCCUUUCACAAUGCUUCAGAAUAUUUCUUCCAAUUGGCUGGGAGGAGCAUUUGCCUGCAAAAUGGUGCCAUUUAUCCAAUCCACAGCUAUUGUGACAGAAAUUCUUACAAUGAUGUGCAUAGCCAUAGAAAGGCACCAGGGGAUCAUGCACCCUUUAAAAAUGAAAUGGCAGUACACCAACAGAAGGGCUUUCACUAUACUUGGUGUAGUGUGGAUACUGGCGGCUAUAGUUGGUUCUCCUUUGCUUUAUGUACAAAGACUUGAGGUUAAAUAUGACUUUCUUUAUGAUCAGCAUUAUAUUUGCUGCCUUGAAAAGUGGAUAGGACCAAGUCAUCAAAAAAUAUACACAACUUUCAUCUUGGUAAUAUUAUUUCUCCUUCCUCUGACCCUGAUGCUCAUCUUGUAUAGUAAAAUUGGAUAUGAGUUAUGGGUUAGGAAAAAGGUUGGAGAUAUUUCUGUUCUGCAAACGAUCCAUGGAAAGGAAAUGGGAAAAAUUGCCAGGAAAAAGAAACGUGCCAUUAUGAUGAUGGUGACAGUAGUGGUGCUAUUCACAGUUUGCUGGGCUCCUUUUCAUGUGAUUCACAUGAAAAUAGAAUACAGUUCCUUUGAGAAUGAAUAUGAUGAGGUCACUAUCAAGAUGGUAUUUGCUGUUGUUCAUGUCGUUGGAUUCUUUAACUCAAUCUGCAAUCCCAUUGUCUACGCAUUCAUGAAUGAAAAUUUUAAGAAGAAUUUCUUAUCUGCUCUUUGCUUCUGUGCUCUGAAGGAUGGCACAAUGUCUUUCAGGAGACAACACAAUUCUGGUUGCACAUCUCUAAGCCAGCCACGGUUAGGCUUCACACAGAGAGAUAACCUUGUAGAUGAAAGCAAAAAGGACUUUGCAGAAGGAAAUAUAGAAGUACGGUUUCUGGAACAGCCUUUUCCUAUUAGAAACAGUGCAAGAUGUAUGACACUGUUUGUGUCUGAAGUAACAGUUCAUCCUCAGAAGUAAGUAUACAGAGGCACUAUGGACUUGCCAUUCAAAAGAUCCAGGAAUACUCACUGUCAAUAUUAAGGUUUGCACAUUUUGAUAUGCUCAUGUGCAUGUUCUGAACAAUCUGGAAGUUAUGUGCGUUUAGAUAAACUGAUCCAUUAUAAGUAAGUUAGUGACUGAGCCCUGUGAUGGAGUAGUGUUCCAUUUAGAGUUAUUUUUUGUCGUGUGGCCGAUCCUUCUGUGACAGAAUGCCCUGUGACCAUGUAAUGGAAAGCGAGGAUUCAAAAUGAAAGGGAAAUAUUUAAAUAUUUUUAUUUAAAGUAAACUGAAAAGCUCAUAAGCAAUGUUUACAAAACAUUUAAUGAGCUUUGAUUUGUUUGUACCAUAAAAAUGCAUCUGUUUAGCGUAUGUACUAAUAAGUUUUAUUAAACAAUGCCUGAAGCUUUCGACAUAUUUAUUUGACAGAACAGUUCAAAUUAUGCAAAAAAAUAUAUAAGGGGGAUUUAAAGGCAACAAUUCAAUUGUCAGGAAUACUGGCUGUGGUAUUGAUCACUGCAACAGUGAUUUCAAUUUAGUUCAGGAAGGGAAUAGAAAAAUCAUUAUAACAUAAAAUGAAAGAAUUGAUGAUUUUUUGAGUAUCUUGGGUAACAUGGCAAAUUUAGCAUUGUUAAAUUAUCACUUAAAGUGCAUAUAUGGAACCAUUGUUUGCAUAUAUAUACUGUACUUCUGAGAGUUAUGGAAACACUGUACUAGUUGAUAUAGCACUGGUGAUUUUUCUUUUUAAAAAACACUUCACUUGAAAAUCAGGUCUUGGAAAGGGCAGUAAUGUGUGUACAAAAUAAUAAAUUAGUGUCAAAAACAACACCUAAGUUGUGAGUAGAUUUAAAAACAUGAUAUAGGAUGUAGCAGUUCUUACCCACUAUUGCCCUUGUGUAUAUUUUUUUCUUUCUUUUCAGAUAGGUGCAUCAUUACUCCAAUGUGUUUGCUCACAUCCUCAAUCUUAGAAGGCCUGUGGACUUUAACUCCACUGAUUUUUUGACUAGAAUCUAUUUAUUUAUAAUUGAAAUGCAUGUGAUUAUUUAAUAUUGAGGAUAAGCAGUUUUAAUUCUUCCUUUUUUCUCUUACAUUUUGAUAAACACAGACUGGUGCUUGUUAGCAGUUGGCUUGUAUUUUGAGCCACAUUGUUAACUGUAAACUGCUUUAGAAUCCCCUAUAUUUGCUCAGGAAUUUUUCUCAGAAUGACUACCCUAGGUCCACAAUUGCUCAUCCUCCUUGAUAGCAGUGGGUUUCAAACUUGGAGCCUCUGGGUUUCAGAACACACAUUUUAGCCAGUGAAGCUGAAGGAGAGCUCUGUCAACCCCACCAGCAAUCAGACUUCUAACUGUGACGUCACCUCUUGCUUAGCAGCAGGCUGUCUCUCUCUUCCUCUCCUUCUCUCUCAGACUUGCUACACUCACCACUUUCUACUUUCUACACUGUACUUGGCCCCUGAGUGAGCAAUUCCAGGUCACAGCACCAUUUGUCUCUCCUAAGUAAUUUGCUCAUGUUUAGUAACCCCACCCCCCACCCCCACACUUAGCUGCACUGGCUGAGCAAUGUCUUCUGUAAUUCCAAGGCUCCAAGUUCAUGUCCUAUUGCUGUUUCAAGGGGGAGAAGCAGAUGAGAGGGAGUGUCACCCUCAGUGAAUUUCUACCCUGAGACAGCCUCUGAGAAAAGUGUAUUCCUUUUGCAGUCAUAUUUAGUUUCUAACUUUAAACCUAAUUCCAAAAUCUGGGUCUAAGAUUGUUGGCUUCUAUUUUAACUUAUUAAAGGAAAUGAAGAAGUCAUUAGGUCUGACAGAUAAAUACCCCACAAGUGAAAGAAAUUCUAUUAUGCUUUCAAAUGCAUAUAUGGCAGCAUAUCAGUCUGUCAUUUGAAUCCACAUCUGAAGUCUGAAGAUUUCAUAUUAGAAAUACAUAUUCAAGUACGAAAAAUCAAUUGUAAUGUCCUAUAAUGCACUAGUUGAACAAACACUUAUAUUGCUCAAUUGGAAGAACACCAGUCCACCCUCUAUAACUGAGUAAGAAAGUGAUGCUUUAUAUGAACUUAUAUUUAAAACAAGAUACAUUUUCUCUAUGAAGAUCUAUUAAGAACUUAGAACUCAUGAAUGUAAUGCUAAAGUAAAUAUGUCCUGUUACUGUACAGACUUUAUUAUUUUACUUGCUGUUAUAUUCUAUAGAACAGUGUU